AUGGCCAUUGGCAGGCCUCAUGUCCUCUACGGCUGUUGGCCAGAGGCAUCAAUAUUUUGCCCUAUGCGCCUUCCUAUAGGUCAGCUCACAACAUGGCCGCUCGGAGCAGGCCAGAGAACAAGAGAGAAGGUGCCCACGACAGAAGCCACAGCCUUUUUGUACCCUACUCUCAGAAGUGAUAUCCCAUCUUUCUGCCAUAUUCUAUUCAUUACAACCGCGGGCCAGGCUGGGUCGACGACAGGCGCCGCUGGCCGCCCCAGUGUCCUGAUGACCUGGGACCCGAACCAUUUGCCCCGCGCCGUCAGACAUGCAAAGGGCCCAGCGAGGGCGCCGGAAGCUGCCAUGGACAUCAGCCACGGGGCAGUUGAAGAUCAACUCAAGAUAUGUGGCCACAAGAGGGAUGCUGAUGUCUUUGAGCUGUUCCUUUCUCAAAAGGAACUGACAGAGGUCAUUGAUCUUUCUAGGUUUAAAAAAUUAAAAUACUUAUGGCUACAUCAUAACAAGCUCCAUGGAAUAACAUUUUUAACUAGAAACUAUUGUCUGACAGAACUAUAUCUAAACAACAAUGCAAUAUUUGAGAUAGAAGGCCUGCAUUAUUUGCCUUCCUUGCAUAUACUCCUGCUACACCACAAUGAGUUAACAAACAUUGAUUCAACAGUGAAGGAAUUAAAGGGAAUGCUAAAUCUGAAGACCCUAAGUCUCUACCAAAACCCUUUGUGCCAAUAUAACCUGUACCGUUUAUACAUAAUCUACCACCUUCCAGCAGUAGAGUUGCUUGACCGAAAUCAAGUUACAGAAAAAGAAAGAAGAUCAAUGAUUACCAUUUUUAACCAUAAAAAGGCUCAUAUUGUUCAAUCAAUAGCAUUCCAAGGAAAAGUAGAUGCCUCGUGGGAUCCUAGAUCACCAUUUAAGCAAAAACCAGCCCAGAGAGUACCUCCAGAUUUUGCAUUUGCGAAUAAUGUAGACAAAACUGUGUUUGAUGACCCAGAAGAUGCUGUUUUUGUAAGGUCCAUGAAGAGAUCAGCGAUGGCUAUCACCUCUCUGAACUGGGACACAGUUCCAACACGAGAGGAAAAAUACCUUGAAGAGAAAGGCACAGAACCUGCUCAAAUGCUCACAAUUACACUGAGAUAACCCCUGGUAUUUCUAGAAAUCCUAAUGGUUUUCAGUGUAUAUUAAAUUUCUCUGUGAUUCAGUAUAUUAUAUAUUUAUUAUGAUACUAUUUGAAACAUUUAAAUGUAAACAGAAACAACAAUGAAAAAUAAUUCCUACAUUUUGUUAAGAUUUUGUUGAAGUAAAAUGCAUAUAGAAAUGUACACAAAUCUUAAGUGUUCAGCUCAAAAAAUUUUCAAAAAAUGAACAUGUUUAUGUUAAUUGGCGUCCGAGAUCAAGAAAUAGAACAUUCUCAGCGUUCUAAAAGCCUCCUCAUUCCUGUCACCAGUCCUAUUACCUGUUACUCCCCACCCUUUAUAAAGUAAUCACUGUCCUAAUUUCUAAACCACACCUUGUGUCUGUUUUUGAAAGGCAUAUAAAUGGAGUUAUAGAAGCUGAAUUAUUUUUUGUCUGGCUUCUUUUAGUUAACAUUGUAAAAUUCAUUCAUGUUGUUGCUGGUAGCAAUAGUGCUAUCAUUCUCACUGCCAUAUAGUAUUCCAUUGUGUGACUAUAUUACAAUUUAUUGAUCCAAUCUACUAUUUUUUAUUCUCACAUUUGGAGGCAUUUGCCAGUUCUGGGUAUGGGCUAAUGAUCUGAGCUUGACCUAGCCAGAAGCUUGCUGCUAGAAGAAAGAGAAACCAGAAAAGCUUACAGCAGUUGCCUGGUACUGAGACACAAAGCUGGACACUCAAGGUAAUCCAAAUGUAUUGCUGGUUUUCUGCAGAUAAGCUAAAGAGCUAGAUCAAAAGCUUAUAAAAAGCAGGGUGACAUUUUUUCCAUCUGAUGGUGCUUAGACACUAUCACGCUGUAACAUAGACACAUAGCAUAGACACAUUGUAGAAAUGGGGCUGAAAUCAAAACAGGUAAGACAUGAAAGAGCAAAAGGGAGUAAUGAACUGUCACUGAGAACCUAUAGCCUCCUUUCACCUGUGGGCACUUAUGAUUCUCUACACAGCCAGAGUCUGAAAAUUCAGGUAUGGUCCCUGGCAGAAGGUUGUAGCUGGGGGAAAGAAAAAGCAGAGAUUUGGGCAUUGAUGUGGGUGAGUGGCUAUCAAGGCAAAAGUGAUGGUGUGUUGCUUCUUAAAACUGGUCAUAGAAAGAACUGAAAUGUUCUCUUGCUCUCUUCUGGAUCACUUAUUCUGUGAGAAGCCAGCUACCAUGUUGUGAGAACACAAGCAGUUUUCUGGAGAGACCCAUGUGGUGAGGAACUGAGGCCUCCUUCCAAAGCCAGUGAGGAACUAAGGCCUUCUGCCAACAGCCAUGCGAGUGAGCCAUCUUGCAAGCAGAUCCUCCAGCUCCAGUUAAACCUUCAGAUGACUGGAGCCUUGGCUGAAAGCUUCACCACAUCCUCUUGAGAAACCCCAAGCCAGAACCAAGCAGUUAACUGCUCCCGGGUUUCUGGCUCACAGAAACUGUGAGAUAAUGCUUAUUGAUGCUUCAAGCUGGUAAGUUUCAGGGUAAUUUGUUACACAGCAAUAAAUAACUAAUACAACUAGCCAGCAUAAUCCAUGGUGUUAGAAGUA
Molecule: messenger RNA, 2675 nt
Organism: Diceros bicornis minor
Lineage: Eukaryota; Metazoa; Chordata; Mammalia; Perissodactyla; Rhinocerotidae
Gene: LRRC72
Product: leucine rich repeat containing 72
Exons: 10
Coding region: 1-1134 (377 amino acids)
Molecular function (GO): protein binding
Source: RefSeq, a predicted model, not a curated record